AUGCCAACAAUCUUUAAGCAAAUAAAUAGUUUCAUCACGAAAUCAUUCCUAUAUGAAAUUUGUCAACCUGUCACGUUGGUGGAGCAAGCAAAUAUGGCGAGUAAUGCCAACGUAGCUGAUGUGGACCAAAAUUUGCAAACCGAUAAUGCAAAAACAACAGUUCACACAGAUGUCAACAGAGAUGGGCAAGAAAAAAGUAAAGAAAUGGAUGAAGACUUGACUGAUUUUUUAGAGUUUCAAUUAGAGGACCAUAAAAGGAGCCGAAACAAGGGUACAUCUGUUCAGGUUGUGGAGCAUGAUUUCAAAAAGGUUGAGGCCAAAUAUAACGAGAAGAAGCACACCAAAUUACAACAGAUCAAGAAUGAUAAACAGAAGCUCAAAGAAUCAGAGAAAAAAGAGGCGAGUAAGUCUACAAUAUCACUCACAUCAUCAUUAGAUAAACCGGACUCCGACUUAGAGGAGUACGAUGACUGGAAGCUCAUGGAAGUUGAAAUUGAAUUCAAUGAUCUAUACGACUUCCGUGGCCGAAAUCUCAAGGAAGUUUUCAAUGCCGAUAUUUCGAAUAUGUCUAAAACAGCCGAAGGAGAUAAAGGCCAAAGUGGCUGGACAUCGAAAUUAGGAAUGAAAAAUAACAAAUCGACGGGUAUCAGUGACAGCAAUACCAGUAUUCCAGAUGCAUUGGAAAGGCAUCUUGCAAAUGGAAGCAGCAGAUCUGUUACAAGCAUCGACUCGAAGAAUGGUAAGAGUCAGAAGUAUACGAGGGUUGCAAUGGCUGAACAGGCUAACAAGUAUUUAGAGAUGGACAAAAAGUUUGACUUUCUAUUUCAAAACGAAAACGAUAAUUUGAGAAAGCUUAGAAAUAUGUCGCAUGCUUCGUUGGCGGAUACUGGCAAGAAUAAAGUUAAGAACUCUUCUGGAGGGAGAAAUGACGAUGAAAAGACUUUGGUUACCGAUUCAGAUAUCAAGAAUGAGAAAGAGAGGACUGAUAUAGAGAGUAAUUCAGACUCCUUUGAUACAUUCGAGCAGGAGUUUGCAGACAUUGAAAAUAAAAAAGGUGAUGAUGAUGAAAUGAACGAAGCAGACGAAGAGAUGACACUUGACAACCAACUUUUGACCACAAAAUCAAUGCUUAAUGGAUCGCAGAAGAUCGCAUAUGCUGCACUAGCAAAACUUACUAUGGUGGAACAGCAUAUGAAGCUUGAUGAGAUAAGAGGAAGCGGAUCAGUAAAGGUUAUGAAAAAGCUAGCGUCCUCUCAGAAAUCAUUCACUAGAUGGUCGAUUAAAGUCAUGGAUGAUUUAUACGAGCAUCUAGGCAUAGAUAAACCGGAAGAAAGACAGAUGAUUGAAAAUUUGAGUUGUCAUGGGAUCGAGCCAGAGGAUUUAGCCAAGUGGUUCGACACAAACUUGGUUGUGAAGAACAGCUUGAUGAAAUCGAAGAAUCAAUCGGAAACUGGUGAACAAGCUCAAGUUGUUGAUAUGGAUGAGGAGGAUUCUCAGAGUGAAUCUUUAAAUAUAGAUUUAAGGUGGACAUUGAUAGCAGACCUAUUUUUAAUAUUGUUACAGUCUUCCGUUUAUGAUGCCCGCUCCAGAGUGAUGAUGGUGAAUUUUGCAAGGUACCUUGGAAUAAAAAAUCUGGAAGUUUACCAGUUUGAAAGAAGAAUUACUGGUGCCUUGGAAAUGGAUGAAAUUACUGCAAUGGUGAACAAGCAGACGACAUGGAGUGACAAAGAUCUUCUUAAAGAGCACAAGAAAAAGGGCCGGGGCAAGCGGAUUGUCAAGAUUGCAUUUGCAACAAUGGCUGGUGGUCUUGUUAUUGGUCUUAGUGCUGGCGCCUUGGCUCCAGUUAUAGGUGCUGGUGUUGCUGCUGGAUUUUCGACAAUUGGAAUUGGUGGCACUGCCGGAAUUUUUGCCGGAACAGUGGGGACAUCUACAAUCACAGCCGGAGGAGUACUAACUGGUAUGAAUAUUGGCAAGACCGGUAUGGAACAUCGUGUUGGUAACGUGAAAACGUUUGAGUUCAAGCCGUUACAUAAUAACGGACGUUUGAACUUGAUUCUAACGGUGUCCGGAUGGAUGUCCGGCAAGAAAGAUGAUAUUCGGUUGCCAUUCAGUACUGUUGAUCCUGUGAUGGGCGAUUUAUACUCUUUAUUAUGGGAACCGGAAACUUUAACGAGUAUGGGACAGACGAUUGAAAUUUUGGCAAACGAGAUAUUAACGCAGUCCAUUCAACAAAUAUUGGGUGCAACAAUCCUCAUUACCCUCAUGAGUGCAAUUCAGCUACCGAUGUGGCUUUCUAAACUAAGUUACAUUUUAGAUAACCCUUGGAAUGUUUCGUUGGACCGUGCAGAUACGUCUGGAUCGAUACUUGCAGAUACUUUAAGGAGAAACAAGCUUGGUGUGCGGCCUGUGACACUUGUUGGAUUCAGUUUAGGAGCCAAAGUGAUCUUCAGUUGCUUGCUGGAUUUGGCAAGAACUGGUGACUAUGGUUUAGUUGAAAGUGUUUACAUUUUUGGUGCUCCAAUUGUGGUUUCAACGGAUACAAUAGCACUUGCACGCAGUGUUAUUAGUGGAAGGUUUGUGAAUGGAUAUUCGAAACAGGACUGGAUUCUUGGAUAUCUUUUCAGGGCAACCUCUGGAGGCUGGAGAAGCAUUGCCGGAUUGUCGCCAGUUAAAGGUAUUGAGAAUAUGGACUGCACCUCUUUAGUAAAGGGUCACAUGGAGUACCGUAAAGUGAUGCCUAAAUUAUUACGGAAAGCAGGAUGGGAAAUAAUUAGUGACACCUUCGUCGAAAUUCAAAAACCAGAUGAAGAAGCAAGCGAGAGACAGAGAAAGCUAAUUAGUGACUUUGAGAAGAUGCGGAACGAAGGAAAGAAGCCAAGUAAAUGGUACAAUAAACUGCUAGGAAAGAAAAACAAACAAUGGUGGGAAAUGUACGAAGAAGGUAUGAAGGAGCAAGAGCAAAAAGAAGCUGAAAAGAUCGAGGAAGAACAAGAAGGGGGAAAAAAGAAGCAGGAUAAGAAAAACGUUGAUGAAACUUCAGAUCUUUUUGAUGUUGAUCAGCUUCGAAAAGAAGUUGCCAAAAUACAGGCACAGGCAGAGGCACAGACAGAGACAAUGAUGGAUAAUAAGAAGAAAGACCCAGAAAAAAGCUUUCAAGAAGACAGAAAACAAAGGGAGUCCAAAGCCUGA
Molecule: messenger RNA, 3189 nt
Organism: Brettanomyces bruxellensis
Lineage: Eukaryota; Fungi; Ascomycota; Pichiomycetes; Pichiales; Pichiaceae
Exons: 1
Coding region: 1-3189 (1062 amino acids)
Source: RefSeq, a predicted model, not a curated record